UUUACUAUCAAGCAGGUUUUGAAUUUUAAUCAUGGCAAUUAGCAAUAUUUAAGGUGACAGAAACUACACAGGUUUAACACCAGGGAAGCCCCUCUGCUUUCUCUCUGUGUGCCGUGGAAGGUUUGCUGGAGAAAGUGCACAAGCAAGUAGUAAACAGAGAGCAGACAGCUGGACGUGUGCUGUGCUCUGCAGUGUUUCCGCACCUGUGAACGCGCAGCACCCUCUCUGUGCACCCUGCGAUGCCGGUUAUUGCCAGAGUUCAGCGGCACCAGCUCGUGAGGCUUCACGGUUCUCUGAAAUCUCGGUGCUCUGAGGUGGUGUGGAACUUGGAGUUUGAAGCCAGCUCUUCCUGAGACCAAAAGACUGAGGGCCCAUUGACUGGUGACGUGGUACCUUGGACCAGGACAUUCUGCGUCCGAGUGAACGCCUGAGCCGGGGCCACCAUGAGCGGGCACCUCGAUGGCUUUGGGGGUCAGGAGAGCACAAGUGCCAGCCACACGGGAGGCGACAACACGGGACAGCGACAAGGUCACUACCGCCACAUGGACACCAGCCAUGGUCCAUGCUCCUCACAAACCCCGCCAAGGAGAGAACCCCACUUUGGGCCAGCUGGGGCUGAACACGGACACCACCCUGGAUGCGAGGGACCCGGGAGCGCUCACUGGCCACACAGCCUCUGCGGGCAGGAAGGACUCCCAAGAUGGGGAGCAGGAUGCUGCGAUGAGAACACGCUCAUCCACCAUGACCGACGUGGAGGCCACGGCCACCAGCUUCACCUCGUCGUCGAGGACCGGCCGCCGCAACGCCCUGCCGGACAUCCGGAGUUCCGGUGCUUCCAGCGAGGCCCUCGAGCUGCCAGAGCAACUGCAGACGCUCUCUGUAAAGGAAGAGGUACAACAGAAGAAUAAAGAAACAACACAAGACCAACUGGAAAGUCCCAAAGAAGAAAAAUGAAGUCUCCUAGUUUACCGGGCGUGUGCGUUUAUUUAUGCACAUCUCAGGACUCGGGCUAUGUCUCACAGGAGGAGUGGCAGGUGGUAACCAUGGUAAUGUGUAUAGAUUCUGUGAUUUCAUUGUGACAGCCUUUGCUUGAACUGAAACCACUGUGACUGAUGUAGGCUAUUAAGAGGCAAGUUACAUCCAAAUGGCACCCAAGAAAAAAGUUAGAAUGUGUGGUCACUUAAAUACAUAGUAUUGUCUGUAAUCCCCCAGCUCUGCUGUUCUCUUUUGGAUUUAUUUAGCCAGCUAUGUGUUUAAUUCUACAUUUAAAUGAUGAUGGGAAAAAUGUUAAAAAUCUCCAUUUAAAUUUUAGAAUUUGUAAGAAAUAUAUUUUUGAUGAAAAGAAAAAAUAAUAGAACAGUCAAAAUUACAUUGAUGCAGUGUAUUUAUUUUUAAUCAGUAUUGCUCUAGAUUUUUUCCAAACCUUAAAAAAUAUUUGAGCCAGGUGUGGUGACACAUGCCUGUAAUACCAGCACUCCGGAGGCUAAGGCAAGAGGAUUGCCUUGAGUUCAAGGCCAACCUGGGCUACAUAGGGAGACCCUGUCUCGAAAAAGAAAAAGUAUAAAAGUUCAGCCACAUAGACAUCUCUAGGAUGUUUUUGUGUGAUAUAUUUACUUCUAGUCUGUGUGUACUGUGAUUUUUCAUGUAGACCUUUGGAAUGUAAUAUUUGUGACACACUCUUUAUAUGGAACAUGCCUAUUAAAUGAAUUUCACUAUCUUCCUUAACUACUUUAGUGUGUAUGUUUAUAUUUUAUUUUAAUGUGAAUUAUCCAAAACAAUUUUCUAAUUGCUUCAGUGUCUUUUCUCAUUCUUUGUGAAUGUAUGAAUUGUUUCUAAAGUAAUUUCCUAGGAAUGCAAACCAUAAAUUUUAAGUUUUUCCUAGAGUCACUAACAUAGCAGUAAACACUUAAGAUUUUGGUCAACAAUGUAUUCCCAAGGAGAAAAAUACUUAUUUUUAAUAUAUGUGUAAGAAUAUAUUUUUAAAGGACUAAAAACAAAAUCAAAGCUUUAGAGAAUUUUGAUUUAUUGAAAAUUUUAGGAAAAUACUAGAAUUCUGAAUUUUUAAAAAUAUGAAUGAUGAUUUUUCACUCUCAGACAUAUGCAUGCAGCUUUUUUGUUUGACUGUUGGUUUAGGCCACAUCUGUACACAUUAAUCAAAUAAACCCAUUAAAGAAGUUGUUUGCUAA
Messenger RNA from Cavia porcellus (domestic guinea pig), 2186 nucleotides. It is a transcript of the gene Pkib, whose product is annotated as cAMP-dependent protein kinase inhibitor beta. Lineage: Eukaryota; Metazoa; Chordata; Mammalia; Rodentia; Caviidae. Gene Ontology annotation, biological process: negative regulation of cAMP-dependent protein kinase activity. Gene Ontology annotation, cellular component: cytoplasm; nucleus. The record is from RefSeq and is a predicted model, not a curated record. The transcript is spliced from 5 exons. Gene Ontology annotation, molecular function: cAMP-dependent protein kinase inhibitor activity. Bases 460 to 954 code for a protein of 164 amino acids.